AAUCUCUCUCCCACUCUCUCUCUCUCUUCUUUCUCUCUCUACUGUAAAUUCUAUCCUUUGCAUUCUAUCCACCGUCGGGAAACGUGGGUCAAGCUCUCUCUUCAAAGUCGAUACUUUCGGCGAAUGGCGAGCUCGAGUCGCCUGAACGCUUCGAACCGUCGUGGCGGGCUCGCCGUUUCGGCCUCCUUCGCUUUGCUGUGAGCCUUGAAGUGUGAACUUUCCGGCGGCGGCGGCGGCGGCCAUGGACGUCUCUGAAGCUCUGCCUCGCCCCAACCUUCGCCACCUCUUCUCUCCCAACCCGUCUCCCCUGCUCUGCUCGUCUAUGUGCUGGCAUCCGCAAUAUGAGAAUGUUCUGGGACAUACUAUUCGCACAGGAAAUAACAGUUUCUGUAUGAGAUCAGCUAUAAUGCAUACAAGGAGAGGGAAGUCCUCUAUUACUUCUGAGAGCUACUGCAAGGUGGUUUGGACUGUCGAAGCGGAAGUAGCGGAUGAUCAACUUCUGUAUCUAGCUGGUGAUCUUAUGGAACUAGGCUGCUGGGAACCCCAAAUGGCAAUACCAAUGUCUCCAACUCAACACGCCAACUUAUGGAAGGUUGAAGUCAAGAUUGCCUGCGGGGUUAGUUUUAAGUAUAACUAUUUCAAGAAAGGAGCAUCGUGGCCUCCUUAUGAUACCAUUUGGCGGCCUGGGCCUGAAUUUUCUCUCGUCAUCCCUCAACAUUAUGAACAAGAUAAGAAUAUUGUGGUGAGGGAUUCAUGGAAGGAGCUCCAAACCGGAAGUAGGAUAUCCUCAGCUCAAUUAUGGGGCUCAUGGAUAGAGGAAAUUUACUUGCCAAUUGAGCCUUUGACAUCAGCAGUACCAAGAGAUGAAGAUGAAAUUGUCAGAUGCCUAGGAACUGAUCUACUAGAGGCAGGAAGAUCCUUAGAUGCAGAGGUCAAUAAUGAGAGUUACACCAAUAAUGAACACAUGAUAAGUGAUAAGCAGAAGGAUUAUGGUUCUGCUACAUUUAUCUCUGAAAGACAGCAAGCUAUCGAGGAGCCCUGGCUCAUCUCGACUCUUCCUAGUCAUAUAUCAAAGGACGUGGAUUUUGACAUACCUACAGAGAGUGGCAAUGGGGAAGAUGAGUUUACUCAAACAGAUUCUGAAAAUCAGCGUUAUCAAGAUGCUGGUGAGUUGUUGGCCGAAGAAGGAAAGCAUCUAGUUUCAGUUGAGGAUUCUAUUUCUACUGUUAUAUUAAUCAAUUCCUCAAUAUGCACAAUGCAAAGAAUUGCAGUAUUGGAAGAAGGGAAGCUAGUUGAGUUACUUCUGGAGCCUGUUAAAACUGAUGUACAAUGUGAUAGCGUGUAUCUAGGUAUUGUCAUGAAACUUGUUCCACAUAUGGGUGGUGCUUUUGUCAACAUCAGCAACUCGAGACACUCCCUUAUGGAUAUCAGGCAUAACAGAGAACCUUUUGUAUUUCCUCCAUUUCAUCAACAAAUGAGGAAAACAAAACCAAAUGGCUCAGAGAAUGGAGCUUUUGAAGGUCAUCCACUUAAUCACGGAGAUGUCCAUGCGUUAGAUAAUGUUGAAAGUAUUGAUGAUGUCACAGAGAUUUUGUCUCAGGCUUCAGGAAAAGCUGUGCAUGAUGACUAUGAGGAAAAUGAAUAUGAGGAUGAUUUUGAUGCUACGGAAACCUUGAAAGGAUUUUUGAAUGGUAGUCUGUUGCAUACAAAUGAAGUUGGUGUUGCUGCUGGUAUAGAGGACGAUGUUGGUGGAAUCAACAACAAUCAACAAGGUGAGUCUCUUAAGGGUUUUCUUCCUAUGGAAAUGGCAAUUGCCACUAACUCUGAGAGAUCUAAACUUAAAGAUGCAAAGGAUGCUACUCUUACAUCUGCUGGGGAUAAUAAGUGGAGUAAGGUCCGGAAGGGCACCAAAAUUAUUGUUCAAGUAGUCAAAGAAGGACUAGGCACAAAGGGUCCCAUGUUGACCGCAUAUCCUAAACUGAGGAGUAGAUUCUGGAUAUUGAUGACUCGGUGCGAUAGGAUUGGAGUGUCAAAAAAGAUUAGUGGGAUGGAACGUACUCGAUUAAAAGUCAUAGCAAAGACUUUGCAGCCCCAAGGUUUCGGUUUGACUGUGAGGACUGUUGCUGCUGGUCAUACUUUAGAGGAAUUGCAGAAGGAUUUGGAAGGUUUGCUUUCGACCUGGAAAAACAUAAUGGAACAUGCAAAAUCUGCUGCUCUUGCUUCAGAUGAAGGUGUUGAAGGAGCUGUUCCUUGCAUUUUGCAUAGGGCUAUGGGUCAAACACUCUCAGUUGUCCAGGACUAUUUUAACAAGAAGGUGACAAAAAUGGUGGUCGACUCUCCAAGAACUUUUCAUGAGGUUACCAACUAUCUUCAAGAAAUAGCUCCAGAUCUUUGUGACAGAGUUGAGUUAUAUGAUAAAAGAAUUCCUCUUUUUGAUGAAUUCAACAUCGAAGGGGAGAUUGAUAAUAUCCUGAAUAAAAGGGUUCCACUUGCUAAUGGAGGUUCCCUGGUUAUUGAACAAACUGAGGCUUUAGUCUCUAUUGAUGUGAAUGGCGGUCAUGGGAUGUUUGGACAGGGAAACUCGCAAGAAAAGGCAAUUCUUGAUGUAAACCUUGCAGCAGCUAGACAGAUUGCUAGGGAGUUAAGACUUAGGGAUAUUGGCGGCAUUAUUGUGGUAGACUUCAUUGAUAUGGCAGACGAAUCAAAUAAAAGGCUAGUAUAUGAAGAAGUGAAGAAAGCUGUGGAGAGAGACCGUUCUAUGGUGAAAGUAUCUGAAUUGUCCAAGCAUGGACUCAUGGAGAUAACCAGAAAGAGGGUUCGACCUAGUGUCACUUUUAUGAUAAGUGAGCCAUGUACUUGUUGUCAUGCUACUGGGAGAGUUGAAGCUCUUGAGACUUCGUUCUCAAAGAUUGAGCAGGAAAUUUGCCGUUUGGUGGCUGUCAUAAAGCCAAAAGCUGAUCCUGAGGACCCUAAAUCCUGGCCAAGACUUGUAUUAAGGGUUGACAAUCACAUGUGCGAUUACUUGACCUCCGGAAAGAAGACACGGCUUGCAAUUUUGAGCAGUUCUCUUAAAGUUUGGAUUCUUCUGAAGGUUGCUAGAGGUUUCACCCGAGGUGAAUUUGAAGUGAAGCCAUUCGGCAAUGACAACAAGGUGAAUAAGAAUGAGCAUCAGGCUACCAUUCCGAUGCUACGGUCGAAGGAAAGAAGAGCCAAAGAUUCAGGGAAACAGGUGACUAUAAUUCCAGUGAAGAAAUGGAAAACUCGUCGAUAGCACUUGCCUGGAGAAAUUCCCUAUCUUAUAUGCAGACGGAAGUCUAGCCUUCCUGGGUGCAAAGUAGAGGAGGAAAGAGAUCUGUAAUUAAUUCAUUCUUUUCGGAUGACAUCAUGUACCGCGAGCUGAUGCUAAGGGCAGCCAAUGAGAUCAACAUAAUGAAUGUUUGAAGUAAUGGCCAUACCAUGAUGGCGUAUGUGAAGUGAAGUGCGUUGGUCCAUCGAAUCGAUACGGGGAAAGGGUCGGAAUCAUAAGUUAAAAAAAUGUAUAUAUUUUGAUGGAAUUUUUUUAGCAGUUUUGCUCGUCA
Messenger RNA from Eucalyptus grandis, 3578 nucleotides. RefSeq names its product ribonuclease E/G-like protein, chloroplastic. The record is from RefSeq and is a predicted model, not a curated record. The transcript is spliced from 14 exons. Lineage: Eukaryota; Viridiplantae; Streptophyta; Magnoliopsida; Myrtales; Myrtaceae. Gene Ontology annotation, biological process: rRNA processing. Gene Ontology annotation, molecular function: starch binding; RNA binding; RNA nuclease activity. The coding region runs from base 242 to 3271 and encodes 1009 amino acids. Gene Ontology annotation, cellular component: cytoplasm.